Molecule: messenger RNA, 2680 nt
Organism: Salvelinus namaycush (lake trout)
Lineage: Eukaryota; Metazoa; Chordata; Actinopteri; Salmoniformes; Salmonidae
Product: procollagen galactosyltransferase 2-like
Exons: 12
Coding region: 58-1926 (622 amino acids)
Molecular function (GO): procollagen galactosyltransferase activity
Source: RefSeq, a predicted model, not a curated record
CGUUCACUCUCAUAUUCAGUCGCGGCAGAGCUCAGGUCUGAAUAACGGUGCGGGCGAAUGAUGCUGGGAAUGAUGCCUGCGUUUGGAGCCGUGGGAGUCGGGCUGUUCUGCGCUCUACUUGUCGCCCUCGUGCCCGGUGGCAUGUCAGACAUAGCGACUCUGGUGCAGGACCCGGUCCGACCCGAAUCGUCCCUGCUGAAGCCAAAAGUCAUGAUCGCCAUUCUGGCUCGCAACGCGGCGCACAGCCUGCCGCACUACCUGGGCUGCAUCGACAGGCUAGACUACCCGAAGGAGCGGAUCGCUAUAUGGGCAGCGACAGACCACAGUGUUGACAACAGCACAGCCAUGCUGAGGGAGUGGCUGAAGCAGGCCCAGGACCAGUACCACUAUGUGGAGUGGAGACCCAUGGAGGAGCCCAAGUCCUAUACUGAUGAGUGGGGGCCCAAGCACUGGCCUCCGUCCCGCUUCAACCAUGUGAUGAAGCUGAGGCAGGCUGCUCUGAAGGCAGCACGGGAACGCUGGGCAGAUUAUAUACUGUUUGCAGACAGUGAUAACCUGCUGACCAACCCCAGGAUCCUGAACCUACUCAUGGCUGAGAACCUGACUCUGGUGGCUCCCUUGCUGGAGUCUCGCUCUCUCUACUCCAACUUCUGGUGUGGCAUCACUCCCCAGGGUUACUAUAAGCGUACUCCAGACUACCAGCCAAUCAGGGAGUGGAAGCGUCUGGGUUGCUUCGCCGUACCCAUGGUGCACUCUACCUUCCUGUUAGACCUGAGGCGUGACGCCAGUCGGGAGCUGGCCUUCUACCCCCCUCACCCUGAUUACAGCUGGGCCUUCGAUGACAUCAUGGUAUUCUCCUUCUCCGCCCGACAGGCAGAUGUGCAGAUGUAUGUGUGUAACAGAGAACACUAUGGCUUCCUGCCGGUUCCUCUGAAGGCCUCACAGAAUGUUGACGAGGAGAAGGAGAGCUUCACACACACUAUCGCUGAGGCCAUGAUUGACCACAACAUAGCGCCCUCAGAGUACUUGUACAAUCCCCAGAUGCCGCAGGACAAGAUGGGUUUUGAUGAGAUCUUCCUGAUCAAUCUGAAACGUCGUCUGGACAGGAGACAGAGAAUGUUGAGCACCAUGACCUCUCUGGGUCUGCAGGCCACCCUUACUGAUGCAGUGGAUGGCAAGGCUCUGAACACUUCUCAGCUGCAGGCGUUGGGUAUAGAGAUGAUUCCAGGUUAUAAGGACCCGUACUCUGGCCGUGUUCUAACCAGAGGAGAGAUAGGCUGCUUCCUCAGCCACCACUCCACCUGGGUACAGUUGGCAGAGCGUGGUCUUUCCAAGGUGCUGGUGUUGGAGGAUGACGUGAGAUUUGAGCCCAGAUUUAAGAGGCGAAUGAUGACCAUCAUGGAGGAAGUAGAGAAGGCCCAGCUGGACUGGGAUCUCAUCUAUGUGGGGCGGAAGCGUAUGCAAGUGCGUCAGCCGGAGCGUUCAGUGGAAGGGGUUAAUAACCUGGUGGAGGCGGACUACUCUUAUUGGACGCUGGGCUAUGCUCUGUCAGCGCAGGGUGCCAGGAAGCUGCUGGCUGCUCAGGCCUUCAGCAAGAUGCUACCUGUUGAUGAGUUCCUCCCCGUCAUGUUCAACAAACACCCCAAUUCUGACUUCAUGUCUCACUUUGAGUCUCGGGACCUGAAGGCCUUCUCCGUGGAACCCCUCCUCCUCUACCCCACCCACUACACGGGCGAGCCAGGCUACGUCAGCGACACAGAGACCUCCACCAUCUGGGACGACGAGGCCACCGCCACCGACUGGGACCGCCAGCACCAGCACGCCAGGAAGACAGAACAGCAAGGCCGCAUCCACACCGUGGCCCAGAACAGUGUGACGGGAGACUCACCUCCACCCGCUGCCCGCUCCACACGAGACGAACUAUGAGGAAGAAGAGAUAGACUUGUUUACACACAGACAUACACAUAGAUAUACACACACACACACACACACACACACCUGGACGGACACACACUGCACAGGCAUGUGCACUACACACACACACUCACACUCACAACCAACUGGAUACACACUAAACUACUCCGCUCGGUGCUCUUUCUCAUUGGCUAUCUGCUGGCUAAUGGCAUAACAGCAGGCUGAGAUGCGAAUCCCAUUGGCUGCCUGGUGAGGGGCGGAGUGGUCUGUGCACUGAGGAAUAGGAAGUGGGCUUCAGGCCCAGGACCCCAGCUUAAUUUAUUCCCCAUGCACUCUACAUGACACACACACACACACCUCGGAGAGAUGCAGAGAGGGACUGGGGGGGCCUGAAAAACCACACCAUGCUGGGACUAUAUGAGAGAGACUGGGACAAACCGGGACUCUGCAACAUGUGGAAGACAGAUAUUGCUGUUGGCAGUGCAGAGAUACAAUUCACAAAUACAUAUUUUUUUAUUGUUAAAAAGGAUUAUUAUUGUAAUUUAAAAAUAACAGAUGUGGUUUAUGGGCAGGAAUAAAGUUAUCUUACAGCUGUCUGAAAACGUGUUAUGUGUGUGUAUGUGUGUGCUUCUGUGCAUGCAGGCUGGAGACUGACAUACUGUACCCAGGAGUACUGUCAAUUCCAAUGAUGUCACUGUCACUCACAGACAUACCACAUGCAUGUGUAUGUAUAUGUCUGCAGAAUGUGUAUGUGGUGCAAGGCAUA